Pterocles gutturalis (yellow-throated sandgrouse) is the source of this 147-nucleotide messenger RNA. RefSeq names its product chitin-binding lectin 1-like. The annotation marks the transcript as partial. The transcript has 2 exons. The record is from RefSeq and is a predicted model, not a curated record. NCBI's taxonomy places the organism in Eukaryota, Metazoa, Chordata, Aves, Pterocliformes, Pteroclidae.
GGGGAGACCACCAUCAAAAACCUCCACCAGCCCCUGGCCACCUCCCCCAGCCCUCAGCCACCACCACCACCACCAUCCUUGCCCUUGGUCACCUCCACCAGCGUGCCCUGGCCGUGGCCACCAAGCCCUGGGCACCCAGUGCCAUGA